AUGAAGAAGAAGGUUGGGCUGCGACCGCCAGCCCCAACAGCCCCGCGCAGCGUGUCCGCGCCGGACGAGUCGAGGGAGAUGGAUGAGACGGAGUGGAUCGAGUACAUCGACAAGUACGUGCUUGUGAAAGACGUCGUGGGUCCCGGUCUCUGGUCGGUGGGCGACGCAAGCCAAGGAUCCUCUCGUCCUGGUGCCACGACGAGCACGGCCGGACAGGCCAUCGAGUCCUGGUGGGCAGGCCUCAAGCGCAUCUUGCCGGUCAACAUUGGCCUGAUGUCCUGCAGCAACGCUGCGCGCGAGUUGGAGAAGGCGCUGAAGGCCAAGUACACUCAGGCCGGGCUGUGUGUCGACAACAGCAUUGUCGACACGAGAGAUCACUUCCAGUGCUACCCCGCCACCUGCAGCAGCACACUGGUUUUCGAAGGCUUUGGGGAGAGGGACGAUGAUGGUGUGCCACACCGAUGCCCAUCUGUGCAAAGCUAUGUCAGGCACGCGCCAAGGAACUAUGCGUUCCGGAACUUCGACAUUCUGUCCUUCGAGAACGUGGAGCGGAUUUACAUCCUCCCGUGCAAGGACCCCGCCAUGGCCGUGGAUCAGGUGUGCAUCGCUCUCGAGGCGUUGGGAUGCUGGCACCACGAUGCUGCGCGGCUCUCGCUCGGUGCCUUGAAGCACACGCUGCAUGCAGUUGCGGAAACUUCUGCAAAGAUUGCCAGUGCUCGCACGAAGGGUACAUCCGGGCACCGCGAUCCGCAGCUCCCGCUGCAGCGGCUGCGUCACUUCACGACAAAGAUAUUGCCGGAGUCUGUGGAGAGCAUGAGGCCCUCCACAGGCCGUCCCGUGAAUGUCGCUCGUGGCAGCAGCAGCGCUUGGAGGAGCCGCGAAGACAUGGAAGCCAGGGCUUCGGAGACCACCAGACGUCGGAGGGCGCAGGCCCAGGCAUUGGAUGCUCCGCAGAAGAAGUCGGGGCAGAGUUCGGCCCAGCUCGCAGCCCGGCCUUCAUCGGAUCGGUCCGUGCGCCUCGCGGAAGCGACGAAGGGGUUGCGAAGCACGUCCUUUACCAAGAAUGUCGAGGGCUUCCAUGUCGUCCAAGAACUUCAAACCACGCCUGCGGAGGCCAAGACGCAUGGAUUGGGUGUACUUUUCGCCAAAAUGACGAAGGACACGAAAGUCUCCGUUGUCCUCCGGCGGCAGCUUGCAGUUCAGAUGGAAAUGUGGAAGGCCGCUGUCCGAGGUCAGUCAGCAGCAUAG
Messenger RNA from Symbiodinium necroappetens, 1248 nucleotides. The record is from the annotation of a GenBank genome assembly. NCBI's taxonomy places the organism in Eukaryota, Dinophyceae, Suessiales, Symbiodiniaceae.